Messenger RNA from Annulohypoxylon truncatum, 885 nucleotides. RefSeq names its product ribosome recycling factor. Gene Ontology annotation, molecular function: ribosomal large subunit binding. The coding region runs from base 1 to 885 and encodes 294 amino acids. Gene Ontology annotation, cellular component: mitochondrion. The transcript is spliced from 2 exons. The record is from RefSeq and is a predicted model, not a curated record. NCBI's taxonomy places the organism in Eukaryota, Fungi, Ascomycota, Sordariomycetes, Xylariales, Hypoxylaceae. Gene Ontology annotation, biological process: translation.
AUGCGAAAUACGGCUGCUAGAUCACUUCUACGGCAAAGAAUCGCUCGUCCCGAGCUCACGAGAGUUCAGGAUGUAAUUCUUCGACCGCGCUUCACAGCGGCCGGCCAGAAUUUUUUUCCGCCGCAGCAAUGCCUGAACCAAUUCGCCGCACCGAGCCCGUCCCCGGCAUUCCUCAGCCCGCGCGCCUUCCACACCACGGCGCAACGGUGUAAGAAAGUCCGCGACAACGGCAAGGACUCCAACGGCUCCUCGUCCGCCGGCGCCGGCGCAGCAGACACCCCGGGCCGACACCCGUCCGCGAACCCCGAGGAGCCGCUCGACUUCGCGGACGUAGAGUCGCGGAUCAAGGGAACGAACGAGCACUUCGAAGGCGUGCUGAAGAAGCUGCGGUCGGGAGGGCGCUUCAACCCGGACGUCGUGGGCGCGCUGCGGGUGCAGCCGGACCGCAAGGACAGCACGACGUACCCGCUGAAGGAGGUAGCGCAGAUCGUGCCGCGCGGGGGGCGGACGAUCUCGAUCCUGGCGCACGAGGAGGCGUACGUGAAGCCGAUCAUGAGCGCGGUGCAGGCCAGCGAGGACUUCAACCAGCAGCCGCAGCGCGUGCCCGACAACGAGCUCGAGCUGCUGCUCAAGAUCGAGCCCGAGACCAAGGACGAGGUGCUCCGCCGCGUCAAGGCCAUGUUCACCGAGUGGCGCGACCGCCUGCGCAGCAUACGCCACAAGCGCGACAAGCAGCACACGUCCUGGCUCCGCGACAAGGUCAUAGGGCCCGAUCUCAAGAGGUCGGCUGAUAAGGAGCUCGAUAAGGUGAUUAAGGCCCAGAUGACGAAGAUCGACGGCGUUGAGAAGGAGACGCUUAAGUCUGUCGAGUCAUCAUCCAAGUGA